This is a messenger RNA of Brenthis ino (lesser marbled fritillary), 351 nucleotides long. The record is from the annotation of a GenBank genome assembly. NCBI's taxonomy places the organism in Eukaryota, Metazoa, Arthropoda, Insecta, Lepidoptera, Nymphalidae.
AUGUCGUUGAAAUUCCUGACUCCGAUUCCAAAACAACUAAAACGGGUAACGAUCCCGUGUGAGGGAAAAAUUAAAGUGGCCUCUCCUUCUGAGACAUUACAAAUAGAAUGCGAUGACGCACAAACUUGGAACGCUAAAUAUCAUUCUAAAAUCAUGGAAGAGAGUGUAGUCACCAACAGUUUGACACCUGUAAUCCAAAAUCAUAAAAUUGAAGUACUUGACGUAUUAGUGUUACCAAAAUGGCAACCUAAUAGUAAAAUACAAUGCAAGAGAAUUGUUCCCAAAGCUCAGUGUUUAACACCGGUGGUUGCCACAUCAUCUCUCGACCCAUCCACCCAUGUGAAAAUCGAA